AUGGUGUCAUUACGGCAGCUCGUGCUGCUAGCUGUCAGUUCAUGCUCUGCUGUCGUCAACAGCCUGAGUAUAGGAGGUCAACGAUACACAAUUGCUGAGUCUGAGAAGCGGCAAGCACUGCAGGAUCUUGUCACCUGGGACGAAUAUUCCCUCUUCGUUCGCGGCGAACGCAUCUUCUUCUACUCAGCAGAGGUUCAUCCUUGGCGACUGCCUGUCCCAGACUUGUGGAAAGAUGUGCUACAGAAGAUCAAAGCUUUGGGUUAUACCGGGGUCUCGUUCUAUGUCGACUGGGUCUUGCACGAAGGCGAGCCUGGUAGCUUCUCUGCCGAAGGCGUCUUUGACUGGGAGCCCUUCUUCGAAGCUGCGAAGGAAGUAGGAUUGUACUUGUUAGCUCGACCGGGACCGUACAUCAACGCCGAAGUAUCAGGAGGCGGCUUCCCAGGCUGGCUGUCCCGCAUUCCAGACAUCCUACGCACCAACGAGACCGGCUUCCUCGAAGCAACACAAAACUACGUCUCCAACAUCGGUAAGAUCAUAGCUGAUGCGCAGAUCACCAACGGUGGCCCAGUCAUCGCUUUCCAGGCUGAGAACGAAUAUACAUUCGGUGCGGACUGGGUCGAAUGGCCAGAUGUCACCUACAUCGACGCCGUCAACAAGCAGUUCCGCGAUACUGGAAUUGUGGUACCCUUCAUCAACAACGAAGCGGCCGCGAUCGGACUCUUCGUACCCGGCGAGCCCGGUGGUCCGGAUAUCUAUGGUCACGACAACUAUGGUGUCGGCUGGGAUUGUGCUCACCCAGCGAACUGGACUUCUGCAGACCUUCGCACAGAUUUCCGCCACCUUCAUCUGGAGCAGAGUCCGAACACUCCCUAUACUAUUCCAGAGUUCCAAGGUGGCGCGAUAGAUUCCUGGGGAGGUCCUGGUCUCGAAGGGUGUGCUGAGAUGGUCAACCACGAAGCGGAACGAAUCUUCUACAAGAACAACUUUGCUAAUGCUGUGACGAUCUUCAAUGUCUACAUGUCUUACGGCGGAACGAACUGGGGUAAUCUUGGGCAAUCUGGUGGCUACACUUCCUACGACUAUGGUGCCGCUAUCAAAGAAGACCGCACAAUCACUCGAGAGAAGUAUCACGAAGCCAAGCUGUUGGCUCAGUUCAUGGUGUCUUCACCUGCGUACCUUGAGGUCACAACAGGGAAUCUGACCAACUCGACAUAUGUCAGUACUUCUGCGAUCUCGACGACACCACUGUUUGGUAAGAAGACGAACUUCUACGUUGUUAGACAUUCCGAUUACAAGUCCUUCACAUCCACGCCGUAUACCUUUACGGUCCCCACGAGUGCAGGCAACGUCACGAUACCUCAACUUGGUGGAACGUUGACACUAAACGGCAGAGAUUCGAAAAUUCACGUCACUGACUACGACGUCAGCGGUGUUAAUCUCAUGUACUCAUCUGCAGACAUUUAUACUCACAGCAAGUCGGGUUCGAAGCGAGUGCUUCUGAUCUAUGGCUUGCUUGGCGAGACCCACGAGCUAGCCUUUUCGACGAAGCUAGGAGUGCCGAGAGUCGAGGGUGGGUCCGUCAGAAUUGAGAGGAAGAGGUCUCUCCAGGUUGUUCAGUGGGAGGUCACAGCCGAACGAAAGGUCCUGCACUACCGCAACGGACUUGAUGUGUACCUCUUGUGGCGGAAUGACGCUCUGAAUUAUUGGUCUCUCGAGCUGGAGUCGCCUCCUCCCAUCGGCAAUUACAGUUCGCAGAGCAAGGAGACCGUUAUUGCUAAGGCUGGUUAUCUGUUGCGUGAGGUCACGAGAAGUGGUCGCGACCUCCACUUCAGGGGUGAUCUUAACGCCACAGCAGAGCUGGAAGUCGUGUCAGGAGCUUCGCACCGCACAGAAAUUUCCUUCAAUGGCGAGAAAUUGUCGGACCCGAAGUCUAAGCAUGGUCGACUGUCAGCUACGCUCGAGUAUACGGCUCCAAAAUUCGAGCUACCAUCGCUGCCUAGUCUGGAAUGGAAGUCCCUCGAUUCUCUGCCAGAAUUCAAGCCAGGAUAUGAUGAUUCCGCCUGGGUUGUUGCAGAUCACACCACCACGAACAACACUGUACGAGAUCCCGACUCCGGGACUGAGUUCGAGCUGAAGACACCGACCUCCCUGAUUGCGAGUGACUACGGCUUCCAUACUGGCUCUCUCAUCUUUCGCGGCCACUUCGCGGCCACCGGCGAUGAGUCGUCACUUUACCUCUCAAUCACCGGUGGUCUCUCGUUCGGCCACUCAGUCUGGCUUGGAGGAACACAUCUUGGUUCCUGGGCAGGUAACUCCACUGCCAGAAGCUACAACCAGACACUCUCAUUGCCUGAAGAUCUCGACCUGGAGGCUGGUGAGGAGUAUGUCAUCACCGUCGUGAUCGACCACAUGGGGAUGGAAACCAACUGGACCCCUGGAUACGAUAUGGCGAAGACACCCCGUGGCAUCAUGAACUACUCACUCUCUAGCCACGAGCAGAGCGAUAUAACCUGGAAGCUGACCGGAAACCUCGGAGGAGAGCAGUACCAAGACAAAACCCGCGGUCCUUUGAACGAAGGAGGCUUCUUCGCCGAGCGGCAGGGAUACCAUCUACCUCAGCCUCCAACCAAGGACUGGAAAGCCUCAUCACCCCUCGAUGGUCUCGACCACCCGGGCGUAGCAUUCUACACCACCAGCUUCGACCUCAACAUUCCCACUGGCUACGACGUGCCUCUAAGCUUCGUCCUCACCAACUCCACGAACAGUGCCGGUGAGGCUACCGAGUGUCGUGCGCAGCUUUAUGUCAAUGGAUGGCAGUUUGGGAAGUACAUCAACCAUCUCGGUCCGCAGGUGAAGUUUCCAGUGCCUGAAGGUAUCCUAGACUAUGGGGGGACGAAUUACAUCGCCGUCAGUCUGUGGGCGCAGGAGGCGGAGGGGGCGAAGUUGGGAGGGUUGGAGCUGGUGGCUGAUGCUGCGGUUCAGUCUGCUUAUAGGAAGCCGAAGUUGGGUUGGAAUGAUGUGUGGGAGGAGCGUGAGGGUGCUUACUAG
This is a messenger RNA of Fulvia fulva, 3048 nucleotides long. Its product is annotated as Beta-galactosidase A. Lineage: Eukaryota; Fungi; Ascomycota; Dothideomycetes; Mycosphaerellales; Mycosphaerellaceae. The record is from RefSeq and is a predicted model, not a curated record. Gene Ontology annotation, biological process: carbohydrate metabolic process. The transcript is spliced from 4 exons. The coding region runs from base 1 to 3048 and encodes 1015 amino acids. Gene Ontology annotation, molecular function: beta-galactosidase activity. Gene Ontology annotation, cellular component: vacuole.